AUGAACCGAACACCGAACUCAAAUAGUCAAAAAAAUUACGCCCAAGCUGCAGCGCAGCCAAAACAAAAAACAGCUUCUCAUACUAAUAAUCCUCACCAUCCAAACCAACACCACCAACAGGUGUCUCAACAAAAUCAAUCUUCAGGAUCUUCUACAUCCACGAAUUUUUCUUCAUCCGCUAACGGAAAGCCUAACAAUACCUCACAAACGAAGCCACAGGCUCAGCAUAUUUCAAAUAUGGGAAAUGGUAAUACUGGCCGUUCGAUCAAGCACAAGAACGCAGUACAACUUCCAACGAAAGGUCAUGCUUGGGAAACAGCACCGAAUUCUUUUGGAUUCGGAACAGUAAAUAUACCAAACGCACAAAUACAAAUGUCGCCUCCAACUGGACCAACGAUUACAAGUGGUGGAGGAGUUCCUAAUGAUUUACCAACGAAAGGAGGUCCGACCUUCGGAACGGUGACAACUGUUGCUACUACACAACCAACUAAUGUUGAUACUUCUGCUACGCGUGCGAACGAGAUAGCUCGUACACAUUCUGCUCCACCGCUACUUAAUCCUCAAGAUUCAAAUAAUGUCAGAAAUGUCGGGCAAUCAGGACAUCCAUCGAAUGUGGGAGUUCGUAAUCAACCUAUUAAUAUGCAUCAACAGCAGUCUAUGGCUGUUUCUCAUCAGCAACCUUCGGUACCGGUUAAUAAUUCUGCUUUACAUCGUAAAGAAUCAGUUUCUUCUACUCAUCCACAUCAUAAACCUAUGGUGCCAGGUCCCGGUCAAAAUAUUACGGGACAAUACACUUCAAGGUCAAGAGAUAAACAUAUCCCACCAUCUUCACAUAUAAAUCCUGCACAGCAACAAGUUCCACAAGGUUCAAUACCUAUGGCACCUGGUUCGAUGCAAAUGUCUAUGCCUUGGCCUUAUAAUCGAGGAGAAUAUCUAUAUUAUCCACAAUAUUCCCAUCCUCAUCCUCCCCCUCAUUUAUACAUGGCACAAUACGCUCCAGUUCGCCCGCCAAUGACACAGGCUCAUAUUCCUCAAGUUCAAGUUCCAGUUACAGCUGUUAGUUAUUUAACAGCACAGCAAAAUCUACAAAAAAGUAAAGCUAUUCCUAUUGUUGAUCCUAAUAGGGGUGUCGCGAUUAAAACACCACAACAACAGUUAUCCAAGAGUCCAAAUUUCAAAAAAGAAGAAAUUCCCUCUGUCUUGGUUGACAAUAAACUCGAAGAAACUGAUAAGGAAAGAGCUAAUUCCGAAGAUAAAGGCAUAUCCAAGGCCAUUAAGAUUGUUGACCCUGCAGAAAAAGAACGCAAAGAGCGUGAAGAAUAUGAAAGGAAAGAACGUGAAGAACAGGAUCGUUUAGCAAGAGAAAAGGAAGAAAAAGAACGCAAAGAAGCAGAAGAGAAAGCUCGUAAAGAGCAAGAAAGACAAGAAGUAGAAAGAAAGAAAGAAGAGGAACGUUUAGCAAAAGAGAAGGAAGAAAGGGAACGUAUAGAAGCGGAAGAAAAAGCUCGUAAGGAACUAGAGGAAAAAGAAAGACAAGAAGCCGAGUUAAAGAAAAAAGAACUAGAGCGUUUAGCAAGGGAAAAGGAAGAGAAAGAACGUAAAGAAGCAGAAGAGAAAGCUCGUAAGGAACUAGAGGAAAAAGAAAGGCAAGAAGCAGAGAGAAAGAAAAAAGAAGAACAAGAACGUUUAGCAAGAGAAAAGGUUGAAAAAGAACGUAAAGAAGCAGAAGAGAAAGCUCGUAAGGAGCAAGAAGAAAAGGAAAGACAAGAAGCAGAGAGAAAGAAAGAAGAAGAACGUUUAGCAAAGGAGAAGGAAGAAAGGGAACGUAAAGAAGCGGAUGAAAAAGCUCGUAAAGAACAAGAAGAAAAAGAAAGACAAGAAGCAGAGAAAAAGAAAGAAGAACAACGCUUAGCUAAAGAGAAGGCAGAAAGGGAACGUAAAGAAGCAGAUGAGAAAAUUCGUAAGGUGAUUGAGGAAAAGGAAAGACAAGAAGAGGAAUGUGCUAAAGUAAAUACAAUCGAGGUUGAUUCAACUGAUAAGGUUAAAAAAGAAGAAAAGAAGUUCGGCAAAGGGAAUCGCCCAGGUCCAUUGGAUUUGUCACGUACUACAUCUGCACCUGCAAUUCCCAGUGCCCCACUAAGUGCACUUGGUAGUGCUCGUUUAAUUGAUGACUUAACUACUGUAUCAUACCCUCCGCACAUUAAAUCACCAGAUCCAAAAUUAAAUUCUGACGCCGAGCCAGGAAAAUUCAAAUAUGAUCGCAUUUUCCUUAUGCAAUUCAUGGACGUUUGUAAAGAAAAGCCAGAACAUUUGCCCGCAUUAGAAGCUAUUGGUUUGGAAGAAACUAAAGAUGACAAAAAGGGCAGUAGACAAAGUUCUCGACCUCAGAAUGCAAGAAUAGCGCAUAAGAAUAGUCCAAAUCAAUCUCAAUUUACUCAAAUGGGAGAAUUCAAACUACCAAAGACAAGCGAGGAAAGAUUCCUUGCUUCAUCAAUGAAGUUUGGAACAACAUCUGUUUCGGGUAAUUUUGCACGAAAUCCACUUGGUCGUACUGGAAGUGGAAGUACAUUAUUACCACCUCCAGCGAUGACAGCUUCACCACCAAGUCCAGGUCGCGCGUCUAGUGGACGAAGAGAUGGUGGACGAAGAAGUGGUGGUAAAGGGGGACAUCAAUUUCAAGGACAAAAUUUCGGACAUGAGCAGGUUGUACCUCUUGAACGUACAGAGAAUCGAUGGGUUCCUGGUUCAGUUUUAGAUAAUAUUCCUAAAGCAAAUGAAGAUUUCAUUCCUAUGGAAGUAGUUCAACGCAAAGUUAAGGCGCUUUUGAAUAAAUUGACGUUGGAAAAAUUUGAUUCUAUAUCUGAUCAAAUUAUUGAUUAUGCUAAUAAAUCGAGGGAUGAAAGAGAUGGACGGAUAUUAAAGGAAGUAAUUCGCCUUAUAUUUGAGAAAUCUUGUGAUGAACCGAACUUCUGUGCAAUGUACGCUCAACUUUGCCGUAAAAUGAUGGAGAGGGUUGAUCCUGUAAUUGUGGAUGAAAAUGUCAAAAAUACUGAGGGUAAAUUUGUUCAAGGUGGAACGUUAUUUAGGAAAUAUCUUCUUAAUCGUUGUCAGGAAGAUUUUGAGAAAGGUUGGAAAGUUAAUGUUCCGGUACCUGCCAAUGAAAAGGGAGAACCAGAUCUCAUGUCAGAUGAAUAUUAUGCAGCUGCGAAAGCCAAAAGACAUGGUCUAGGUUUAAUACGUUUCAUCGGUGAAUUAUUUAAACUAAAUAUGCUUACCGAGCGUAUUAUGCACGAAUGUAUAAAGAAGUUAUUAACGUUUCAAGGAAUACCCGAAGAAGAAGAAAUGGAAAGUUUAUGUAAACUAAUGAAUACCGUAGGUGAACAACUUGAUCAUGCCAAUGGCAGAACAAACCAACCAGAUCAUGGAAAAACCACUCAACUUGAUGAUACAAAAGCAAAACAAGCUAUGGACAGUUAUUUUAAUCGCAUGGAAGAUAUAUCGAAGAACCCAAAUAUGACUAGUCGCAUAAAAUUCAUGUUAAUGGAUGUCAUCGAUCUACGAAGUAAUUCUUGGAAACCUCGUAGAGACAUUAAUGCUCCAAAGACAAUUGCAGAAAUCCAUGAAGAUGCUGCAAAACAAAAAGAGGAAGCCGAUUUCCUAAGACGAACAGCUAGCUCUGGUGGUAGAGGCAUGCCUAAAAUGGGAGAGCAAAUGUCGCGUGGUGGUUCAGGUCGUCGUGACCACCGAUCGGACAAAGGAAUGUCAUCUCACGGAUCAGCACCUGGAAACGAUGGGUGGAUUAACGUUGGCGGAAGUUCACAGAGAAAUAAUAAAGUCGGCGACCUUACUAAAUUCGGAUCUAUUCGUAGUAGUGGUAAAAUCACUAGUAGCGUAAGUUUAGCACCAGGAGGUAAUCUCGGAAAUUUUUCUAGGAGCAAGAGUGAUAAUAAAGAUCGGGAAGACAAGUCUGCAGGUCUAAAUCGAACGAAUUCGACAUCAAACAUGUUCAGUGUAUUAGAGAGCUCUGAGGGAAGGAAGAGCUCAGAAUUUUCAACUUCAGAACCUCAAAAAUCCACUCCACCAAUGGAACGUCAAAGAUUAAAAUUAUUGCCACGCACAGUCGGUACUACACCCGAAGAGUCACAGCCUGCUGUCAAAUCAACUGCAUCCAAGUCUGCAGAGGCGGUAUCAUCAGUACAAACGAUGCCAGAAGAAGUGGCAAUAAAGAAGAUAGAUAGUAUGAUUGCGGAGUACUUUUCAGUUUUGGAUAUUCAAGAGGUCCUCGCUUGUCUCAAGGAGAUUCCGAUAGAAUUUCAUGCAAAAGCAAUAGAGGAAAUUACAAACAAAGUAAUUGAGAAAAAGCAGCCAGAGGUGGACAAUGUAAUAAAUUUAUUCAAAGAAAUUAUAUCAUCCAAAACUUGCGAUAAUAGUAAUUUCAAAGAUGGUUUUAAAGGAUCAUUAGUAUUUUUAAUGGAUAUUGGUGCAGAUGCACCAAUGGCUUAUUCGUUUACAGGACAAUUAUUAUAUAGUGCUGGGCUUGAUUUUCGGGAUAUUACAACUCUUCUUAAAGCUUUGGAUAAUGAUCGGGAAAUAGAAAAAAUUGUAAAGGGAUAUGUGAGCGUUUUAAAGAAUGACGUGGGGGAACAAAAUUGUGAACAAAAAAUAAAUGAGUUUGAUAUUAAAUCGUUGUUCCCAAAGAAAAAUGAAGUUGGUAUAAGUAAUUUUAUCGAAGAUCUUGGAUUUGGAUCACUAAAAAAAUAA
Funneliformis geosporum is the source of this 4761-nucleotide messenger RNA. Lineage: Eukaryota; Fungi; Glomeromycota; Glomeromycetes; Glomerales; Glomeraceae. The record is from the annotation of a GenBank genome assembly.